Phyllostomus hastatus (greater spear-nosed bat) is the source of this 8492-nucleotide messenger RNA. It is a transcript of the gene TG, whose product is annotated as thyroglobulin. Lineage: Eukaryota; Metazoa; Chordata; Mammalia; Chiroptera; Phyllostomidae. Bases 67 to 8382 code for a protein of 2771 amino acids. Gene Ontology annotation, biological process: thyroid hormone generation. The transcript has 48 exons. The record is from RefSeq and is a predicted model, not a curated record.
CCUCCCUGGCCAGAGUGCUGGGGCAGGACAGCGUCCAUCCCUUCACCCCCAGGAGGGCCCGGAAGAAUGGCGCUGGCCCUGUGGGUCUUCCCUCUGCUGGGCGCUGCCUGCAUGGUGUCAGCCAACAUCUUCGAGUACCAGGUGGACGCCCAGCCCCUUCGCCCCUGCGAGCUGCAGAGGGAGAGGGCCUUCCAGGGGCGAGCGGACUACGUUCCCCAGUGCGCUGAGGACGGCAGCUUCCAGACCGUCCAGUGCAGGAGUGACGGCCGCUCCUGCUGGUGCGUGGGCGCCGAUGGCAGGGAGGUGCCUGGCAGCAGGCAGCCCGGGCGGCCCGUGGCGUGCCUGUCUUUCUGCCAGCUCCAGAAGCAGCAAGUCCUGCUGAGUGGCUACCUCAACGGCACGGCCGCCACCUACCUCCCGCAGUGUCAGGACUCGGGGGCGUACGCGCCUGUGCAGUGUGACGCGCGGCGGGAGCAGUGCUGGUGUGUGGACACGGAGGGGAUGGAGGUGUAUGGGACCCGCCAGCCGGGGAGGCCCACGAGAUGUCCGGGAAGCUGUGAGAUAAGGAACCGCCGCCUUCUCCACGGGGUGGGGGACAAGUCGCCGCCCCAGUGUUCCCCGGACGGCGGAUUUCUGCCCGUCCAGUGCAAGUUUGUCAACACCACGGACAUGAUGGUUUUCGACCUGCUGCACAGCUACAACAGGUUUCCAGAUGCGUUCGUGACGUUCAGAGCCUUCCGGAGCAGGUUCCCCGAGGUGUCUGGGUACUGUCACUGUGCCGACAGCCAAGGGCGAGAACUGGCUGAGACAGGUGUGGAGCUGUUGCUGGACGAAAUUUACGACACCAUUUUCGCCGGCCUGGACCUCGCUGCCACCUUCACCGAAACCACCCUGUACCGGAUAUUGCACAGACGGUUCCUGGCAGUCCAGCUAGUGCUUUCUGGCAGGUUCCGAUGCCCCACCAAAUGUGAAGUGGAGCGGUUUGCAGCGACCAACUUCGGCCACCCCUACAUCCCCAGCUGCCUCCGGAGCGGGGACUACCAGCCUGCGCAGUGCCAGAGGGCGGGGCCGUGCUGGUGCGUGGACGCGCAGGGAACGGAGGUCGCUGGGACGCGGCGCCAGGACCGGUUGCCAACCUGCGCUGGGGACCAGUCCUGCACCUCGGAGCGGCGGCAGGCCCUGUCGCGGCUCCGCUUCGGGCCCUCGGGCCACGCCGGCCAGCGCAGCCCGCCCUGGGCUCCCGGGGAAAGGCAGGCCUCUCGGGGUGCAGCUGGCCUGGCCUCGCCGUGCCUGCCCUGGAUCCAGCAGCUCUUUGUGGACUCCGGGAUCCUCCGGCCCAUGGUCCAAGGGCAGAAUCCACCGUACCCAGCCUCGGGGACUCUCCUCCAAGAAGCCGUCAGAAUGCUUUUUCCCUCCCGCGAGCUGGCUCGUCUCGCCCUUCGGUUUACCACCAACCCAGAGCGACUCCAGCAAAACCUGUUUGGAGGGAAGUUUUUGGUGAAUGCUGGCCAGUUUAACUUGUCUGGAGCCCUUGGCACAAGAGGCACCUUUAACUUCAGUCGGUUUUUCCAGCAACUUGGUCUCCCAGGCUUCCAGAGCGAGGGAGGGCUGGUCGGUCCGGCCACACCCCUGCCUGUGGGGUUGGAUGUGAGUCCUGCUGCGGAGACCCCCGGAGCCACGCAGGAGGGCGGUGCUAUGAAUAAGCCAGUGGUGGGCAGCUUUGGCUUUGAAGUCAACUUACAAGAGAACCAAAAUGCCCUGAAAUCCCUUGCUACUCUCCUGGACCUUCCAGAAUUCCUCCUCUUCCUGCAACAUGCAGUUUCUGUGCCAGAAGACAUAGCCAGGGAUUUGGGGGACGUGAUGGAAGUGGCGCUCAGCUCGCAGGGCUGUGAGCAGGCGCCUGGCAGCCUUUUUGUCCCGUCUUGCACGGCAGAAGGAAGCUAUGCGGACGUCCAGUGUUUUGCUGGGGAGUGCUGGUGUGUGGACUCCUGGGGCAAAGAAGUGCCCGGCUCGAGGGUCAGGGGCGGGCGGCCCCGGUGCCCCACAGAGUGUGAAAAGCAAAGGGCUCGGAUGCAGAGCCUCUCGGGCCGCCAGCCUGCGGGGUCCAGCCUGUUCGUGCCUUCCUGCACCAGCCAGGGGGACUUCUUGCCUGUCCAGUGCUUCGACUCCAUGUGCUACUGUGUGGACGCCGAGGGCCAGGCCAUCCCCGGAACGCAGAGUGGCCCUGGGCGAGCCAUGCGAUGCCCCACACCCUGCCAGCUGCGGGCCGAGCAAGCCUUCCUGCGGGCGGCGCGGGCCCUGGCCUCCAACUCCAGCAGGCCCUCCGCCCUCUCCGACGUCUACGUCCCCCAGUGCGGCGCCGGCGGGCAGUGGCGCCGGGUGCAGUGCGACGGGCCCCGCGAGCAGGCCUUCGAGUGGUACGACCGGUGGCGGGCUCACAGCGGCGGCGCCAGCCGGGAGCUGCCCGCUACCGAACUGCUCACGAAGCUCAGGAGCUUCCGAGAGGCGGCUUCCAGAAGCUUCCGUCUCUUCCUUCAAAGUCUGUAUGAGGCGGGCCAGCAUGGCAUCUUCCCGGAGUUGGCGAGGUACCCUUCUCUCCAAGAUGUCCCGCUGGCGGUGCUGGAAGGGAGCCGGACCCAGCCCGGAGGGGGUGUCUUCCUGGAGCCCUACCUCUUCUGGCAGAUGCUCAGCGGCCAGCUCGGCCGCUACCCAGGACCCUACUCAGACUUCAGUGCCCCUCUGGCGCACUUUGACCUUCGCACCUGCUGGUGUGUGGACGGAACUGGUCAGGAGCUGGACGGAACCCGGACCGAGCCGGGCAAGGUCCCAGCAUGUCCCGGCUCUUGUGAGGAAGCGAAGCUUCGAGUCCUGCAGUUCGUUAAGGAGACGGAGGAGGUGGUCUUGGCUUCCAACAAUUCUUGGUUCCCUCUGGGGGAGAGUUUCCUGGUGGCCAAGGGCAUCCGGCUGACCAACGAGGAGCUCGCCCUUCCUCCACGCUCCCCACCCCGGGAGAGGAUCUCAGAGCAGUUCCUGAGCGGGAGCGACUACGCCCUGCGUCUGGCAGCCCAGUCCACCUUCGACUUCUACCGGAGCCGCAGCCUCUCCCCGGGGGGCUCCUCGAGAGCGUCCCCGCCCCAGCCCGGCCCCUACGUGCCCCGGUGCGACGCCUCUGGAGGCUGGGAGCCCGUGCAGUGCCACCCCGGGACUGGGCACUGCUGGUGUGUGGAUGGGACGGGGCAGUACGUCCCCGCCUCGCUGACCGCCCGCUCCCCCGAGGCCCCGCAGUGCCCCACCACCUGCGAGAGAUCGCGAGCCAGCGCGCUGCUCUCCGGCUGGAAGCAGGCUGGACCCCAGGCAAACCCCUCGCCCAGAGACCUGUUCGUCCCAGCCUGCCUGGAGACAGGAGAGUUCGCCAGGCUGCAGGCGUCGGAGGCCGGCGUCUGGUGCGUGGACCAGGCCUCGGGGGAGGGUGCCGUGCCCGGCACCAACAGCAGUGCCCAGUGCCUGGGCCUCUGUGCGCCACUGCAGACUGGCGUCCUCUCUAGCGGAGCCGGCCCAGGCGACACCCUGGCCUGCGGGACAGAGGACGGAGGCCUUUCCCCCGUGCAGUGUGACCCGGCCCAGGGCAGCUGCUGGUGUGUCCUGGGCAACGGAGAGGAGGUGCCGGGGACCCGAGUGGCCGGGGGCCAGCCGGCCUGUGAGAGCCCGCAGUGCCCGCUGCCGUUCAACGCGCCGGACGUGGCUGGUGGAGCGAUCCUGUGCGAGCGAGCCUUGGGCCCGGAGGGCGCUGCCGUCCAGCGGUGCCAGCUGCUGUGCCGCCGGGGCUCCUGGAGCAUGUUCCCAGCAGGGCCACUGGCGUGCAGCCCCGAGAGGAGACGCUGGCUGUCCCCGCCGCCGCAUCCCCGGGCCUGCCAGCGGCCGCAGCUGUGGCAGACCCUGCAGACCGGAGCGCAGGUCCAGCUCCAGCUCCCGCCGGGCAAGACGUGCAGUGCGGACUACGCGGGCCUGCUGCUGGCGUUCCAGGUCUUCAUCCUGGACGAGCUCACAGCCCGCGGCUUCUGCCGCAUCCAGGUGCCGACCUUUGGGACCCCCGUUUCCAUUCCCGUCUGCGACGACUCGGCGGUGCGGGUGGAAUGCCUGAGCGGGGAGCGCCUGGGAGUGAACGUCACGUGGACGUUGCGGCUCGAGGAUGUCCCGCCAGCCUCUCUGCCCGAUCUGCGCGACGUGGAGGAAGCCUUAGUGGGCGAGGAUCUGGUCGGGCGCUUCGCGGAUCUGAUCCAGAGUGGGACCUUCCAGCUCCAUCUGGACUCCAAGACGUUCCCCGCGGACACCUCCCUCCGCUUCCUCCAAGGGGACGGCUUUGGCACCUCUCCCAGGAUGCGAUAUGGGUGCUUGGAAGGAUUCCAGCUCGUCCCAGCCGCCGGCAAUGCCACUCAGGACCCACUGGGGUGCGCCAAGUGCCCCGAAGGAAGCUACUCGUGGGAGGAGCAGUGUGUGCCCUGUCCUGUGGGGUUCUACCAGGAGCGGGCAGGGAGCGUGGCCUGCGCCCCGUGUCCCGGGGGCAGAACGACCGUUGCCGCCGGAGCUUUCCGUCAGACCCACUGUGUCACGGACUGUCAGAGGAACGAGAUGGGCCUGCAGUGUGACCAGGACGGCCAGUACCGAGCCAGCCAGAGGGACAGGGACCGGGGCAAGGCCUUCUGUGUGGACGACGAGGGGCGGAGGCUGCCGUGGUCGGAAACAGAGGCCCCGCUCACGGACGCCCAGUGUCUGACGAUGCGGAGAUUUGAGCAGGCUCCAGGCUCUGAGGUGGUGGUCAGUGCCGACGCGGCCAUGGGAGUCAGGUCCGAGGUUCCGGGUUCCGAACCCCCGCUGGCGCGGUGCUUGGCAGACUGCGCCUCGGAUGAGUCCUGCGGCUUCCUCACGGUGUCCACGGUGGGCCCAGACGUCUCGUGUGACUUCUACGCUUGGACGAGUAACAACAUCGCCUGCACGGCUUCCGGUCAGCAAGAAGACGCACUGGGGAACUCGCAGGCCGUGGGCUUUGGCAGUCUCCGCUGCCGGGUGACGGUGAGGAGCCGGGACCGGGACACGCUGGCUGUGUAUCUGAAGAAGGGCCAAGAAUUCACCACAAGGAGUCAGAAAGUCUUCGAACCGACUGGUUUCCAGAACGCGCUCUCCGGCAUGUACAGCCCCACCAUGUUCGCAGCCUCGGGGACCAGUCUGACGCAGGUUCAUCUCUUCUGCCGUCUUGCCUGUGACCGUGACGCGUGCUGCGACGGCUUCAUCCUCACGCAAGUCCGCGGAGGUCCCAUCAUCUGUGGGCUGCUGAGCUCCCCCGACGUCCUGCUUUGCAACAUCAAAGACUGGAGGGACCCCUCCGAGGCCAGGGCGAAUGCCACAUGUCCUGGUGUGACAUACGACCAGGGGAGCCGCCAGGUGACGUUGCGUCUGGGAGGCCAGGAGUUCACGAGUCUUUCGACCCUGGAAGGGGCUCCGGACUCCUGGACCAGCUUCCAGCAGGUGUACCUCUGGAAAGAUUCUGACAUGGGGUCCCGGCCCGAGUCUAUGGGAUGUAAAAGGGACAUGGAGCCAAGGUCAACAUCGCCAGUGGAAACAGACUCGGCAGCGCAGCUCUUCGAGCCUGUGGAGCUUAGCCAGGUCGCCGUCGGUGGGGACAGACCCCUGCCCAGCCAGCAGCUCUACCUCUCCAAACGCCUGUUUUCACCGCAGCAGGCAGACCGGUGGUGUCUGUCUCGCUGCGUCCGGGAGCCCUCUUUCUGCCAGCUGGCGGAGACAAGGGACAGCGCUGCCUCGUACUUCACCUGCACCCUCUACCCAGAGGCCCUGGUGUGUGACGAUGUCCUGGACUCCCGUCCCACGGGCUGCCGGCUCCUCCUGCCGCACCGGCCGAGCGCCCUGUUCCGGAAGAAAGUUGUGCUGCAAGACAAAGUGAAGAACUUCUACACCCGCCUGCCCUUCCGCAAGCUGACGGGGAUUUCCAUCCGAAACAAGGUGCCCAUGUCUGACAAGCCCAUUUCCAAUGGGUUCUUCGAGUGCGAACGACGGUGCGACCUGGACCCCUGCUGCACUGGCUUUGGCUUCCUGAAUGUCUCCCAGUUGAAAGGUGGAGAGGUGACAUGCCUAACUCUGAACAGCUUGGGGCUUCAGAGCUGCAGCGAGGAGAGCGGAGGCGCCUGGCGCAUCUGGGACUGCAGCUCCCCCGACACCGAGGUGCACACCUACCCCUUCGGGUGGUACCAGAAGCCUGUUUCUGGAAAGGACGCUCCCAGUUUCUGCCCUUCUGCGGCUCUGCCCUCCCCCUCAGAGAAAGUUGCCCUGGACUCGUGGCAGACCCUGGCCCUCUCUUCAGUAGUCGUCGACCCGUCCAUCCGGAGCUUUGACGUGGCCCAUGUCAGCACGGCUGCCAUCGGCGACUUCUCUGCUGCCCGAGACCUCUGCUUGUUGGAGUGUUCCCGUCACCAGGCCUGCCUGGUCACCACUUUGCAGAGCCGACCUGGCGCUCUGAGGUGCAUGUUCUACGCCGAUACCCAAAUCUGCACACACAGCUUGCAGGCCCAGCACUGCCAGCUUCUACUCCGCGAAGAGGCCACCUACAUCUACCGGAAGCUGAACAUCUCUUUGCUCGGCUCUGGGGCACCCGUACCUUCUGUGACCCUCGCCCCCCACGGCCAGCUGCUGGGCAGGUCCCAGGCCGUCCGGGUGGGCACCGUGUGGAAGCAAGUGGACCAGUUCCUGGGAGUGCCGUACGCCGCCCCGCCCCUGGCAGAAAGCCGCUUCAAGGCACCAGAGCCCUUGAACUGGACGGGGCCCUGGGCCGCCACCAAGCCACGGGCCAGCUGCUGGCAGCCGGGAAUCAGAACGCCCACGUCGUCCGGGGUCAGCGAGGACUGCUUGUACCUCAACGUGUUUGUCCCUCAGAACAUGGCCCCCAACGCAUCCGUACUGGUGUUCUUCCACAACACCAUGGAGGGGGGCCGGGCUGGCGCGGGAAGCCUGGCCCUCGACGGCUCCUUCCUGGCCGCUGUCGGCAACCUCAUCGUGGUCACGGCUGGCUACCGAGUGGGCGUCUUCGGCUUCCUGAGUUCUGGGUCCGACGAGGUGAGCGGCAACUGGGGGCUGCUGGACCAGGCGGCGGCCCUGGCCUGGGUGCGGGCCCACGUCGGCGCGUUUGGCGGGGACCCUCGGCGCGUGGCCGUGGCAGCCGACCGCGGCGGAGCUGACGUGGCUGGCAUGCACCUCCUGACCACCGGGGCCGGCAGCCGCAGACUCUUCCGGAGAGCCGUGCUGAUGGGUGGCUCCCCGCUCUCCCCCGCCGCUGUCAUCAGCCAGGAGACGGCCCGGCAGCAGGCCGUUGCUCUGGCCAAGGAGGUCGGCUGCCCCGCCUCGUCCCCCCGCGACAUGGCGUCCUGCCUCCGUCAGAAGCCCGCCGCCGUCCUCAACGAUGCCCAGACCAAGCUGCUGGCUGUGAGGGGCCCUUUCCACUACUGGGGCCCCGUGGUCGACGGCCGGGCCCUCCGAGAGGCCCCAGCCAGAGCGCUGCGGAGGGCUCCGCGGGCGAGGGCCGAUCUGCUCAUCGGGAGCUCCCAGGACGACGGGCUCAUCAGCAGAGCGAAGGCCGUGAAGCAAUUUGAGGAAAGUCAAGGCCGGACCAGUAGCAAAACAGCCUUUUACCGGGCGCUGCAGAACUCGCUGGGCGGUGAGGGUGCGGACGCCAGCGUGCAGGCCGCGGCCACGUGGUAUUACUCCCUGGAGCACUCCGCCGACGACUACGCCUCCUUCUCCCGGGCCCUGGAGAAUGCCACCCGGGACUACUUCAUCACCUGCCCCGUGAUCGACACGGCCAGCCUCUGGGCACGGACGGCCCGAGGGAAUGUCUUCAUGUACCACGCUCCUGAGAGCUACGGCCACGGCAGCCUGGAGUUGCUGGCCGACGUCCAGUACGCCUUCGGACUGCCCUUUCACCCUGCCUACGAGGGGCGGUUCACCCGGGAGGAGAGAGGCGUGUCCCUGCAGAUCAUGCAGUACUUGUCCAACUUCGUCCGCUCCGGAAACCCCAACUACCCGCAUGAGUUCUCGCGGAAGGCGCCUGAGUUUGCAGCCCCCUGGCCCGACUUCGUCCCUGGUGCCGACGGCGAGAACUACAAGGAGUUCAGCGCCCUGCUCCCCAACCGCCGGGGCCUGAAAAGGGCCGACUGCUCGUUCUGGUCCAAGUACAUCAGGUCCCUGAAGGCACCUGCAGACGAAGCCGAGGAUGGGCUGUCCGCACGCAGUGAGGAGGAGGAGCCGCCGGCGGGCUCUGGCCCGAGAGAAGACCUCCUGGACCUCCCAGAUCCAGGCUCCAAGAGCUACAGCAAGUGACCAGCCCCUGGCGCCUCCACCCAUUCUGCUGACCCCCCCAUCCCACCCCAGGCUGCCACCCCGGGCACCUCAUUGUCUAAAACAGCCACCAGCCCUCAAUAAAGUGCCUA